Molecule: messenger RNA, 1065 nt
Organism: Lathyrus oleraceus (garden pea)
Lineage: Eukaryota; Viridiplantae; Streptophyta; Magnoliopsida; Fabales; Fabaceae
Exons: 3
Coding region: 1-1065 (354 amino acids)
Molecular function (GO): zinc ion binding; nucleic acid binding
Source: RefSeq, a predicted model, not a curated record
AUGGCCUAUGUUGAGGAACAAAAAGUAUUGUUUGGUACUUACAUGUUGCAAGAGAAGGGUGAAGACUGGUGGGAUAAUGCACACCAGAUACCAAAGGUUGUUAGUACUAACAUUACUUGGGUUGUGUUCAUAACGCGUUUUCUUGAGAAGUAUUUUCCAGGGGACGUGCGUUGUAAGAAGGAUAUACAAUUCCUCAAGAUGAAGUUGGGGAAUAUGUCAGUUGUUGAGUAUGCUGCUAAGUUCGAAGAAGUGGUGAAGUUUUGUCCAUACUACAAUGUGAAUACAUGUAGGAUAUAUGAUGAGGAUAGUAGGGCUCGUUUUGCUCUCUAUAAGAGUCUUAGUGAGAAGAAAGGGAAGAAUCAAUAUCGUGGAAAGUUGCAUAGUGCUCCAGCUAACAAAGGGAAACAUAACACUUCAGAUCAGAAAAAGCUAAGUGGGGGAGAGACCCCCGCUUCUAUCAAGUAUUGCAAGAGUGAUGAGCCUACUUGUUAUAACUGUUGCGAACAUGGUCACAUUAGCACUCAUUGCCUGACACCGAAGAAAGUUCAGUAUGGACGGAGACUUUUUGCUUUGACGAGGUCAGAGACUACUAGCUCAGACAUACUGAUUAAAAGUAUGUGUUUUAUUAAUGUUGUUUCAUUGAUUGAUAUUAUUAACACGGGUGCAAGACAUUCUUUCAUUUCACUUGAUUGUGCUGAGAGGUUGGGUUUGAAAUUGUCUUAUAUGACGGGCAAUAUGGUUAUUGAGACCCUAACUCCGGGUCUAGUAACCACUUCGUGGGCUUGUUUGAAUUGUUCGUUGACUAUUUAUGGUAAGAGUUUUGGAUUAGACUUAGUCUGUCUACCGUUGAAUAAACUUGAUGUUGUACUUAGAAUGAACUGGUUGGAGUUCAACCAUGUUCAUAUCAACUAUUUCGACAAGUCAGUGUCAUUUCCAGGAUUUGAUGCAAGUGACGAAUUAUUUGUGUCUGUUAAGCAAGUGGACGAGUUUAUAAAGGAUGAUGCUGAGAUGUUUAUGAUAUUAGCUUAUAUGAAGGCCAAAAGUAAAGUUGUAAUUGAUGAGUGA